Molecule: messenger RNA, 243 nt
Organism: Trichoderma aggressivum f. europaeum
Lineage: Eukaryota; Fungi; Ascomycota; Sordariomycetes; Hypocreales; Hypocreaceae
Exons: 1
Coding region: 1-243 (80 amino acids)
Source: RefSeq, a predicted model, not a curated record
AUGGAGCAACCACAACGCGGAAAGAACAGCAUAACCGAUCAGCGAAUUAUCUUCGGCGCUGAUGAUGACCGUGUCCAGCCAUGGCGCGAACACUGGAAACCGGGGCCAAAAGGCGAUCACUCAGACAAACUCAAAGGUUUCAACAAGGGCCAGAGAAUCGCUCUAGGUGGAACCAGUGGCAAUGACGGCGAGAGCGAGCACAUCUUGUACGAUUCAAACUCAGAGCUGAGCCAAAAUGCUUAA